CAUUUUUUCUCAGUCGGAUAAGAGCGGCUCGAGGAGCUGCAGCCCGAGCAACACGCGCCCACCGGAGCGCACAGUCUGCGUUUACGUGACUGAAAUUCACCCGAGAGCGAACAACGGCAACAACAACAACCGAGUAAGGGACGCGGUUAGGAUACAUACGUCCGUUGGACCGAGUUUUCUCCGGUUGUAGGGCGCCGUGUUUCCCACCCUACAGGGAGAAAACCCUGCGCAUUCCUCCACGCAGAGAGCCCGAGAGGGGAGCCGCCGACGGACGGACCGGGGGGCUGGAAGCGGCCUCUUCAGCGGUGAAUUCAGCCACACGGGCUGGGAAUAGACGUCCUGUCUGAUGCGUUGGCUUUACCGGAGCGUCGUGUGUGAUACCUCAGUGACCCAGGCCACACUAUGAGAUCGGUGCUUUGAUGAAUAAUUUACAGUCUCUCGGUCCGAGGCUGCGACUACCAAACGACCGUUGGCUGAGCCCGACGCCGCCUGACCGGAGCCCGAUGGUGGACUAGAGGAGAGACCACAACACACACGGGCCUGAAUUGGAGAGCAGAAAAUACCACAAAAGUAUAAACUGUUUGGUUCUCGACUGUGUCCUGCUUCUUAGCGUUAAGCUGUGUAGUCAUGUUGCCGAGUCGGUGGGGGAGGAGAGACGGAGCCCCCAGUACUUCGACGCCGAUCCAGUGUCGCUUCAGUUUCGGGUUUAUUUUAUGAGCUACAACGAAACACCAUCGGACACUUUCUGUCCACAGAAGAACCAGCGUCUGCCAUUUGUUACCUUGAUGAUCUCAUCUGAAAGAAGGACGAUCCACCCUAAAACGCCUUACUGAGCUGAUCUUAACAAGUAUUUUUUUCAUAAAUGAGAAACUGAAUAACUGUUUUGAAGAACUAUCUACCUCCUUGUAUUGCAUUCAGAUAGAACUAUAAAGUACAGAGAAAAAUUGAAGUCGAUUAGCACUGUUGAACUGAAUUCAAACACCUCAUGAAUCUACCUCAGCCACGACAUUAUCUUCUGUACAAUACAACGGGCCGAUGUAUCACCAAAUGAAUACCUCAACCUCGCUGCUGCUCGUCUUGUAAACUCAGCCUUGUUUCGCUGCAGAUGGCUUCGUUUCCAGACUCGGACCUGCAGACGUGUCCGCUCUGUAAGGAGUUGUGCGGCUCCUCUGCUCCCAUCUCCUCCAGCUCUUCUACCUCAUCAUCUUCCUCGCACACCUCGUCCUCCUCCAGCCAGACCACUAAGAGGCUCCACGUCCUGCCCUGCCUGCAUGCCUUCUGCAGGCAGUGUCUGGAGGGACAGCGGAGUCCCGGAGACCCGCUGAAGCUGCGGUGUCCCACCUGCGACCAGAAGGUGUCCAUCUCUGAGGCUGGAGUGGACUCCCUGCCUUCUUCCAACUUCCUCUUCAGCAACCUGCUGGAUGUGGUGGUGAGCUCAGAGGAGCAGAUCCAGAACAAGAAUGGCCACCACCACCGUGGAGGCCUAGGCGGAGGCUCUGCCUUCCAUCACCCCCAUGGAGGCCUGUUGCACCCACACCACCUGGGAGAGCCUCAGUGCAGCUCCUGUGAUGAGGAGAACCCAGCUACGUCCCACUGCCUUGACUGCCAGGAGUACCUCUGUGAUAACUGUGUGCGGGCACACCAGCGGGUGCGCCUGACCAAGGACCACUUCAUUGAGCGCCUGGGAGAGAACCUCCACCUCAGCCGGGUCAACGCUAACAGCAACUCAGGCCAGCCUGGGGUGUCCGUGUCCCUCGCCCAGUCCCUGCAGAACAACUUUGCCCUGCUGUCCCUGUUCCAGGAUCGCAUGAGCUUCUGCCAACAUCAUGACAGUGAGGUGUUUCUGUUCUUCUGUGAAACCUGCUCAGUGCCUAUCUGCAGGGAGUGCAGCGUGGGACGUCACAUGGGCCACACUUUCGUUUACCUGCAAGAUGCUGUACAGGACUGCAGGGCCAUCACCAUCCAACUACUGUCAGAUGCACAGCAAGGACGACACUCGGUGCAGCUAAGCAUGGAGAAGGUCCAGGCCAUGGCAGAGCAGGUGGAGAUCAAGGCUAAGGUGGUGCAGACUGAAGUGAAGGCUCUUGUCCUGAGACACAAGAAAGCAUUGGAGGAGAGGGAAUGUGAACUACUGUGGAAGGUGGAGAAGAUCCGUCAGGUAAAAGCCAAGUCUCUGUACCUGCAAGUGGAGAAGCUCCAUCAGAGUCUGACCAAGCUGGACAGCACCAUCGCUGCGGUCAGCCAGGUGCUGGAUGAGGGCCACCACCUUGACGUGCUGCUGGCCAGGGAGCGAAUGUUGACUCAGAUCCAUGAGCUGAAGGCCCUCAGGGGCCUGCUGCAGCCGCAAGAGGACGACCGCUUCAUGUUCACUCCUCCGGACCAGGCUCUGUAUAUAGCUAUCCAGUCCAUGGGCCUGAUCAGCAGUGGAGCCUUUGCCCCAGUCACCAAAGCCCACGGGGAAGGCCUGAAAACUGCAUUACGUGGCAAGCCUGCCUCCUUUUCUGUGGUUGGAUAUGAUCACGAUGGCGAGCCGCGUCUUUCUGGCGGGGACACAGUGUCAGCAAUAGUCAUGGCAGUCACAGACGGUAACCUGUCUGCAGCGGAGGUAACGGAUCACCAAAACGGCUCAUACACCGUCAGCUACCUGCCCAAAUGUGAGGGAGAGCAUCUUGUGUCUGUGUUGGUGUGCAACCAGCACAUCCAGGGCAGUCCCUUCAAGGUGAUCGUCAAGUCAGGGCGAAGCUAUGGGUCCCUUGGCUCCCACGUGUCAUCGUUUGGAUGUGAAGGGGAGGGAGAUGGUCAGCUGUGUCGUCCAUGGGGCAUCAGUGUGGAUAAGGAGGGGUACGUGGUGGUGGCUGAUCGUAGCAACAACCGCAUACAGAUAUUCAAGCCUUGCGGUGCCUUCCACCAUAAGUUUGGCUCUCUGGGCUCUCGGCCUGGUCAGUUUGAUCGUCCUGCUGGGGUUGCAUGUGACAGUCAGAGACGAAUUGUUGUGGCUGAUAAGGACAAUCACCGUGUGCAGGUGUUUACUUUUGAGGGCCAGUUCCUGCUGAAGUUUGGGGAAAAGGGUACCAAGAAUGGGCAGUUCAACUAUCCCUGGGAUGUGGCUGUCAACUCUGAGGGUAAGAUCCUUGUCUCAGACACCAGGAACCACCGAGUUCAGCUUUUCGCCCCUGACGGCUCUUUUCUCAAUAAGUACGGCUUUGAAGGGGCCCUAUGGAAACACUUUGACUCUCCCAGAGGAGUAGCCUUUAACCACGAAGACCACCUGGUGGUGACCGACUUCAACAACCAUCGGCUUCUGGUUAUCCGGCCAGACUGUCAGUCAGCUCGCUUUCUGGGCUCGGAGGGCACGGGGAAUGGGCAGUUUCUGCGGCCCCAGGGCGUCGCUGUGGACCAAGAGAACCGCAUCAUCGUGGCCGACUCCCGCAACCAUCGAGUCCAAGUAUUUGAGCCCAAUGGAAACUUCUUAUGCAAAUUUGGCACACAGGGGAGUGGCUUUGGACAGAUGGAUCGCCCCUCCGGUGUGGCUGUGACACCUGACGGAGUCAUUGUGGUCGUUGACUUUGGAAAUAAUCGCAUUCUCAAGUUCUAAAAAGUUUAUUUUUGCAUUCUCUCCCUCCGUUUGUCCUUUUUGCAGUUUUUCAGUGAAGGAAAUGGAGGCUAGAGAAUGAAUCAGCAGAAAGGAGGAGAGCUCAGAGAUGAUUGAGAGCAUGUUGAAAUGAAGGGAAAUUAAAACUAGAUUUUUUUUCCUCAUUUUCAUUAUUCUCUGAGUCAGAUAUGAGUGGUAUAUACAACAAAGGGGACCUCUACAAAUUGAUAAUCAGUAGAAAAAGAGCCAUAUUUCCCUUCCUUAGUGCUCUUAAUUGUCUCUGUCAGCCCUCCUUAAGUAUACAUCUCAGGGAAUUUCUCACUUCUUGAAAUCUUGUACCCUCUGCUCCAUACCUACCUCAUUUAGCUCUUUAUGAAUGUACUCAUAGUGACUGAGCAGAGGUUUUAGUCCGUGAAGUUCUACAAAGAAGAAAAGUCUACCUCUAUACUUUGUUAUUUAAGAGAGACAAAAAAGAAUAGACGCUUCAGUUAAUAUUUGCACAGGAUUAAUGGAAUUCUUUCUGUGCAUUUUGAUAUAUAAGUGAACCUCCUGAAUGUUGUUGCUGAGACAAUACUCAGAUCGCUGUAGAGGCUGCAUGAUUUAUUCCCAUUAGAAGGCUUCGCUCAGAGAGGAAACUACGAUACAGUAGUGUCCUUUUAUGUCUUUAGGCUAGUUAGUUUUUUCGCUUAUGCAUCAAUCCUCGUCUCUUUGUGGUUCUGUGGAGUUUGUAGUGUCAUGAUAGCCUAAGAAGACUGUGUGAAACGAUGCCAAACUUGAUAGAAUCAAAAGUAGCUCAGGUCACUGUAGAACUGAUUAGAAUUAGCAGUACUUUGCAGGUUCUCCCUCUAGCUUUACUGGCUAAUGCUGGUGUAAUGAAUUCUUUGAGAAGUACAGAUAUAAACUUCACAAAAUCAGCUCUAAAAUGAUCCCUGAAAUGAUUCCCAAGAUAAGUUCUGUAAUAGAAUUGUCCUAAGUAAUUGAUUGACCAUACACCCCAGUCCCCAAAUUCAUCUCUGAAGACUGGAUAAACUAAUUUUAUUUCUUUGCUAUCCAGUCAGUUAUGCAAAGAGAGCAGCGUCUUCUCCAAACGAGAGGACUCGCCAAAGGAUUUUGGAGCUGAAUAUUCUGAAAUCUUGACCUAUUAGUCAUCAUAACGUAGAGACUUAAUCAUAUAAUUGAAUGACACCUUUUUGAUGAGGCAUGCUGUGUGACAAAAGCCUCAGAAGUAGACACCUGAUUUGGCCGUCCAGAGGACAUUAAUGACAUCAAAUUAAAGGCCUAUCAUUACAAUCCUUUGGAUUUAGAUUGUGGUUGAAAGCCACUCCCUUUAGGCUCCUGGGGCCUAGAAUUUAGUCCAGUACAUUGAGAGGGUAAUAUCACAAAGCCCUGCCCUAUUUAUUGAUCCUUGGAGUUGAGGAGACACCUCCAGAUUGAGCGCUAGUAGACCUCUGAAGAUGGACAUCUACAGAGCAGUUACUAGAGUCAACCAAAGUUAGAAUUUCUGCACAAUGGCCAACUAUAGAUUUGGCAAUUAAAGAAACUAGAAAUCCCCUUUAAAACAUUUUCUUUAAUAAUCAUUGUCAUCGAGAAUUCUAAGUUCCUUAAACCCAUGGACUUGAGUUCAUACCUCUGUCUAUGUUAGGGUUUGAAGAGGAACGUGUGCUUAGGUCACAGGUUUUUGACCGAAGGCUGAGGCCCUGGCUGUGUGAGUGAAUUCUGAAAAUGGAUCCUUUUCGUAGAGAUGUUUGUGUAGAGAACAGAGGAUACCUGCACCAAAGAGAAACCCUUUCUCCCCCUCACAUUAAUUGCCUCAACUUAUCAAACAAUGCCACAGUUUUAUCAAUAUUAGGUGGCCCAUAGGCUCAAAGUAGCAUCUCAGAUUAGCCUUGUAUCCAAAACUAAUUUCCAUAGAAAGUGAUAGAUACUAAUUCUUUGUGGUGAAAGCAUAAUGGGGUUUUGAAUCCCCUUGCCCUUUGUUCAAUCUGUGUCCCACUGGAAGCACUAAGACAAUUAAGGUUCUGUUCGCCUCUUCCUUAGCCUGGCACAGGUUCUGGAGACCUAUGAAAAUAUUCACCAACAGGCUCUCAACUCUGAAGCGAGGGCUGUCUGCACAUGAUCAGGAUUUACAUCCUCAUAUCUCAGAUAUCCUUUUACCUCAAUGGUCGCUUUACCUCUUUUCUUAUAUACCUCAACUCCUGAAUACCUCAAAUAUUUCAUUCAUAGCUACUGCACAUUUAAACAUUCAAAUACCUCAACAUGUUUUUCAUUCUGAGUACCUUAUUUUUACUGUUUUUAUUUAAGCAUACCUCAUAGGAUAUUUAUACCUUACACAUAUACCUCCUCUUGUGUCACAGUACAGUGCAUGUCCUAUAGCUCAAGGACCAAAGAUCAUGGUACUAUUUUGAGUUGAAAUGAAAUUUGUAUUAUGGUCAUUGCUCCAUUUUUCAACCCUGAACUGCUUUUGGCUUGUUUUAUCUACUGUAAGCUGCCUGGUAAGUUAUGCCUUUUAUCACCAAAACCAAAUAUUUCAGAUGAAAGCAUUGUGCCAAAAUGAUCUGUGAGAGUUCUGUGCCAAACAGAGUUGGCAUUUGGACCAUGCUGUUGUAGACAACAAAUGUCACUGGACCAUUAUAUCAUAGAAAUGUUAAAUCAGAGCAGCUGAGGAUAAAUCCUCGUCCUCUGAUUGGAUGCACUUAAGAGGGCUGGGCCCUGUUUAUCUAUACCUCAUGAUGAUGAUGAACAUGCAGAUUCCACUUUGUUACUGUGCGCCAGGGGUGAUGGGGAAGAGGAGGCAGCCUCUUUUAAAGAGUUAAGGACUUCACAUGUCCACCUUUUGAGUGCACAUAAAUUACCUCUAACUUCAGCACGAUUUACCAAUAUUUCAGUGUGGAUUUUGGGAUUGUUGAUGCUGGUUGUGAAGGACUUUGAGAGAAGUCUAAACUCAAACAUUCUGAGUGUGGUUUAAACAAACACAUUGGAGGAUCACGUCUGAUGCGUGACAACAGGCUUGUAUGUUAUUUAAGUGGAGCUGUUAGCACAAGGACGGUGAGCCAGUUUGAGUCCACAGACCCUGCUGCUUUGACCGCAACUCCUAGUUUCAACCAAUAAGAUUGUUUUUGCUUUUCAGUAUUACUCUAUGAUAUGUUCAUUCAUGUUGCAUCAGGUUUUUAUUAAUUAAAAUUGCAGAAUUCUAUCUUUAAGAUCGUUAGGUCUUCACUCUUCAAGAGGAAAAACGUAUUUUAAACCUUUUAUUUUUAAUUUUGUUGCAUGCUUUAAAAAGUCCGUGUAUUAUACUGAUGUCUCCCAGAUAGGUGUUGAAAAAUUCAAAAGGGGUGGGUAGCUGAUUAUUGGGAUGGUUUUACCAAAAUAUAUACCCAAAGAUAUGUAUGUGUGUUUUAGGAUUGCUUUGGAUGGAAUUAACCUUUGACCUUUGCGAUUGUAUUUCCUGUUCUGUAGAGGCUCUGCAGACCACAACCUGUUCAGUCGGCUGCAUUUCGGUUCUUGAGGCACAAGAACCGAAAUGGGGGUGGCCCUUGACCAUUAGUGCUUAAUUUUCUUUAACUCCCUCUAAAAUUCGUAAAAUGUUAGGCAUAUAAACAGAUUUUUCUUUCACACUGAAGCCCUGUAUCUUUAGGAGGUAACAGCUUACUCCUAAACACUGAUUUCAAACGAUGAUGAAUCCAUAAGGCGGCCAUUUUGCGUUGGGCCUUGUAAUGGAAAACCAAGGCUGCAUUCCAGAUCACAUACUUUGUCUUUUUACUUUAAGUAUGUACAAUAGCAGCCUUAACAGAGUACGUACGGUUUACUUCAGUAUGCAUACAAUAGAACUGGACAUACUACUUUGCUGUAGUAUUGCGCCUUAUGGCCAUCACAGUCUGUAAUGCAAAGUCAGGACAGCCGGUAUUUUUGGCAUACUACAUUUGACAAUACUACCUGUUGGGGCGAACUAAAUCAUUUUCUGGCACACUAUAUAGUUUGAAAGUAUGGAUAUUGGAAUGCUCCCUAGGUUUCUUCAGCACAAACUAGCAAUCAUCUCCCCUCGUUGAAUCCAGGAAGUGUGGCAAUGGCUGCUUAAUACGUGAUCAGUUGACUGCACUCCUGCUCGGCGGGCUUUUUUCUUGUUUUUUUUUUUUUUUUUUUUUUUAAUCUUUUAUUGGGCCCCUGUGGUUGUGUCCACCAUUUUAUUUCUGGCCUCUCAUGACUUUAAGAGAGAGAAAAAAGCAAAGCUGCACCAGGCGACAUGUGCAAGGUCAUAGACCUCCUUUUAAAUGAUUGUAUACUCGAAAGAAAGAAGAAAAAAAGGUGGGAAAAUUUAGAAAGGAAAAAAAACAAAACUCAGGUAGUUCUCAGCAGCGUUGUGCUGCAGGUGUCUCAUUGAAACUUGUCUCGUAGUGAUGAUGUAGUGACUUUUUCCCCUGUUAUGACCUCUCAGUACUAGUCUGAUUCUUUUGUGUGUCCAAUUACAUAUUAUAAAACAAAUUAUUUCUCAAUCUGAAAAAUUCAAUUAGAUUAGUUUCCCCUGAUUUAUCUUUUAGUUGUUUUUUUUUUUUUGCCAAGUUUUGUUUUUUCUUUUACAAAAAAGUACAAAUACUUAACACCACUUGAUACUCAUUGGCCCUUUUAGAAUGUAUUUUGUGAAGAAAAGGGUUAAAUGGGAUCUUGUUGAUGCUCACUCGCUACCGACAGCUGCUGCAAACAUUACAAAACAGAACAGAGACCACGAACGUUUGAUGCUCCACAACAGUGAUACUUAAGAGUUUUAGGUGGAAACACACAGCUGUGGUGGAGCAUAUCGUGUUUGUUUAUGAACCAGUUUUAACAUCAGCCAAGAUGGAAGGUGUUUGGCCUGAGCUAGCUCAUCUAGUCUUUGUGUCCUGUUCUCCUGGCAGCAGGUUGCGUAGAGAGUGGGCGUUGUGUUUGUGCGCUGCAUCUGUGUUGUCUAAGCAGAAAUCCACUGAAUGUAUCCUCCUCACAGUCCAAGAGGCAGAGCAAAGCGGUGUGGCCAGCUGAGUUUAGAUGGCUGCUGCUGGUACUUCCUCAUCCAAGCCGCUGUGUGUGUGUGUGUGUGUGUGUGUGUUUAUCACUCAAACCUUCUGUGUGUGUGUUUGUGUGUGUGUGUGUGUCUGCGUUUGCCAGCACACCUUCCCGCCCUCUUUACACACACUCACACAUUGUGCUGAAUGGAAGUACAGAUGUCAGGUCUUCAGUCUAAAUAAGGCAGAGGAGACUAUAAUAUAUUAGCCACCUGCUGCUCUCUCUGUACUCUGUGGACUUUAAACAUUUCCUAUGCAGUUUUUUGGUUGUUUUUUGUUUACACUUAAAUAAAGUUGUAUUUCUUUGA
This is a messenger RNA of Amphiprion ocellaris (clown anemonefish), 8933 nucleotides long. It is a transcript of the gene trim71, whose product is annotated as tripartite motif containing 71, E3 ubiquitin protein ligase. Bases 1106 to 3595 code for a protein of 829 amino acids. The transcript is spliced from 7 exons. Gene Ontology annotation, molecular function: zinc ion binding; protein binding; ubiquitin protein ligase activity. Lineage: Eukaryota; Metazoa; Chordata; Actinopteri; Pomacentridae. The record is from RefSeq and is a predicted model, not a curated record. Gene Ontology annotation, biological process: proteasome-mediated ubiquitin-dependent protein catabolic process; protein polyubiquitination.